Laccaria bicolor S238N-H82 is the source of this 495-nucleotide messenger RNA. RefSeq lists its product as uncharacterized. The record is from RefSeq and is a predicted model, not a curated record. The coding region runs from base 1 to 495 and encodes 164 amino acids. NCBI's taxonomy places the organism in Eukaryota, Fungi, Basidiomycota, Agaricomycetes, Agaricales, Hydnangiaceae. The transcript has 6 exons.
AUGAAACUCCUUCCCCUCAUCAGCCUUGCUCUUUCCUUGAACACGUUCACCGUCAACGCGCUUGCCUCUUCCGUUGUCCGAGCUCGAUCCCUUGCGACGGUCGACGAAGCCACCAAGCGUGAGCUAUUGAAUCUGCUUCCCCGUGAUCCUCUUCCUCCCGGUCAAAGCGCCAUUAUUCUGUGCGACGGAACCUCCCGCACUGGUAAUUGUUAUGCCUACGAAGCCGCAGUAGGGACUUGUAACGCCGUCCCAGACCAUUUCCAAACCAAUCUCUUCUCGUCUUUCGCCAAUCAAGGGGACGUUUGCUUCCUGUACACCACGGACUCGUGCACCGCCAACAAUUGCGAAGCUUGCGUCGACUAUGAUGGCUGGAAUGACAUGACGAGCUCGCAGAUAGUAACGGAUGCUCGGACGCAAACUGCGUUCAUAAUGUCUGGGUGUGUUGAAUCCGGAAGUUCACCAACUACAAAAGUCUCCUGGUAUGUAAUAAUGUAG